Molecule: messenger RNA, 2331 nt
Organism: Gossypium arboreum
Lineage: Eukaryota; Viridiplantae; Streptophyta; Magnoliopsida; Malvales; Malvaceae
Product: peptidyl-prolyl cis-trans isomerase CYP40-like
Exons: 9
Coding region: 421-1539 (372 amino acids)
Biological process (GO): protein folding; protein peptidyl-prolyl isomerization
Molecular function (GO): protein binding; peptidyl-prolyl cis-trans isomerase activity
Source: RefSeq, a predicted model, not a curated record
UUUUACUGCCCAUUCUUAUCGCGAGUCCAUAGGCAUGCAUAGUCUUUGCGAAUUUCAAUCGUUUCUUUGCUAUUCAACUGUCAAUAAAUUACAAUGUACUGAGAAUCUUGACAAUAAUAAUAAUAUCCGGAAAAUCAGCGGACAGGCGGGGCUCUGUUAAGGUAAGACAGACACUAUUGUACGGUACGAAAAGCCAACUUUGUGACGGCCCCAACAUCUGUAUCCUCUCCCUUAACCUACACUAAAAGGACAAAGCUUGAAAACCAAUGUUACUGUCCCACCCUAAAUAACCCUCAAACCCUCUAACCAUAACAUCAACUAACCCACAACAGCCCUUUUCUUUCUUUCAUUCCUUUUUUUUUCUGAGUUCAAAAGGAGAAGCGGGUUUCGGCUUGUUUUGGGUUUUCUUUUUGGGCGAAAAUGGUGAACCCCAGAUGUUAUUUGGACAUAAGUAUAGGAGGAGAAGUAGAAGGGAGGUUGAUAGUGGAGUUAUACAAGGAUGUUGUCCCUAAAACUGCUGAAAAUUUCAGGGCUUUGUGUACUGGUGAGAAAGGCAUUGGACCUAAUACUUCUGUUCCCCUGCAUUACAAGGGUGUCCGAUUUCAUCGAAUUAUCAGGGGUUUUAUGAUACAAGGUGGGGAUAUAUCAGCUGGUGAUGGAACUGGGGGAGAAUCCAUUUAUGGCUUGAAAUUUGAAGAUGAAAACUUUGACUUAAAGCAUGAACGAAAAGGAAUGUUAUCAAUGUCUAAUAUGGGGCCUAACACCAAUGGAUCUCAAUUCUUUAUUACCACUAAUAGAACCUCUCAUCUCGAUGGAAAACAUGUGGUUUUUGGGAAGGUUAUAAAAGGAAUGGGUGUUGUUCGUUCCAUCGAACACGUUGCUGGUGAGGAUGGUACUAAUUACCCCACUCAAGAGGUUGUAAUUGCAGAUUGUGGAGAAAUUCCUGAGGGAGUGGAUGAUGGAAUAUCCAACUUUUUCAAGGAUGGUGAUAUUUAUCCUGAUUGGCCAGCUGAUGUCGACAACAAACCGGAUGAAAUAUCUUGGUGGAUGAAGGCAGUAGACUCUAUCAAAGCUUUUGGGAAUGAGCAAUUCAAGGUAUUCAAUAUGAUUAUAUGGUUAUCUGUGAAACAAGAUUAUAAGAUUGCUCUUAGAAAAUAUUGCAAGGCUUUGCGCUACUUGGAUGUUUGCUGGGAGCUGAAGGGCAUUGAUGCAGGGAAGAGCUCGACUUUGCGGAAGACCAGGUCACAGAUAUUUACAAAUUGUUCCGCCUGCAAGUUGAAACUCGGAGACUUAAAAGGAGCAUUGUUGGAUGCGGACUUUGCAAUUCGUGAUGGUGAAGAUAAUGUGAAAGCUUUUUUUCGACAAGGCCAGGCACAUAUGGCACUUAAUGACAUAGAUGCCGCAAUUGAGAGCUUUAAAAAGGCAUUGGACUUGGAGCCAAAUGAUGGUGGAAUAAAAAAAGAGCUUGCAGCUGCAAAGAAGAAGAUUGCUGAUCGAAGAGACCGAGAGAAACAAGCAUACUCUAGAAUGUUUCAGUAGAUUCUUAGCCAAAACCAUGUAAAUCCUUACUAGUUCUGCUGAUUACUGUUUGGUUGGGAGGAAAAUCAGGCUUCAGCAUCAGCAAAAAGUUGCAGGAUAUCUGUUUAGGACAUACUCAAACUUGGAUGAAUAUUAAUUGGGAAUGUUACUUUCUUUCAUUCCUAUUCUUUCAUUCCUAAUCAAGCGGAUUGGCAUUUUAUUCCUAGUAGAAACUGGAUUGUUCUUUACAUGUUUUGAGCUGGUUUGAACUUUCUUCUUACAGACACAGGACAACCUUAUAUUUGAUUGACGUAGACCAUACUGAACCACACAAUCGAGCAAAGCUUGAAACCGAUUUUACAUUUAUUUGACGCAUAAAGUUACUAGUAAGAAAAGGCCUCUAAAGGUCCCAAUUUGUGAAGCAAGCCUAAGCGUUCCUUAGCCGGAACUCUCAGUGAUAUUAAAGUCAACCAUUCCCAACAGCAUCAAGCAAUGGAGAAUUUCCAUUGUAAAUGAGGCAGUUGAUGGAGCCCUAUUUGGAGGGCGAUAUCUGCAUUAUAUUUCUCUUCAAACAUGGCUCCUAGUGACAGCACUAGCAUCCUCCUGCAAUACACAUCUCUUUUGAAACGCUGUUUGUGGCUAUCAGUGGCUGCAAGUCCAGAUUUUACGGUUGAAGAAUUUGUCUCAUGUGUCAUUGUAAUCACAAGGAAUAAAAAAAUUUCGGACUCAACUUCCCAGUCGAACCGGUAGGCAGUCUUUCGUUGUAGUUAAUCAGAUUUAGAGUUCUAAUCUAAUUACAUUUUCUGUUACUAA